AUGGCGGAGGCGGCGGACUACAUAGUGCCGGCCAUCGCCAUCACGGCCGCCACCGCCCUCACCUUCAUCGCCGUCAGCUUCAACGAGCUGCGCGAGAAGUCGGCAGUGCAGCAGGAGUUGAAGCAGCAGGCGCGGCUGCUAGAGGAGCAGGAGGGCGUGGUGCUGCGCUCCAGCCUCUCCUCCAAGGAGAAGCGCCGGGCCAGGCAGGGCAAGAAGGGCUCAUGA
Messenger RNA from Closterium sp. Naga37s-1, 225 nucleotides. Lineage: Eukaryota; Viridiplantae; Streptophyta; Zygnematophyceae; Desmidiales; Closteriaceae. The record is from the annotation of a GenBank genome assembly.